GUUUAUCAGCCUCUGAUUUAGGCAGCCUCGUGACGAUGCUUUUCGCCUCCAUCUUUUUAACCCCUGCUUUUCUUGAAGCAGAUUUGCCAUUUGAGAGCGCUGGCAUCUAUUAUCUGAUAUUUGGAAUUCCACAUUUAGCUCUUACCCGAGUCAGCAGUUGCCUCACUUCCUUGAUUGCAGUCGACAGGUGCUUGAGUGUUAUAAGUCCUUUAAAG
This is a messenger RNA of Candidula unifasciata, 215 nucleotides long. The record is from the annotation of a GenBank genome assembly. Lineage: Eukaryota; Metazoa; Mollusca; Gastropoda; Stylommatophora; Geomitridae.